This is a messenger RNA of Plenodomus lingam JN3, 147 nucleotides long. The record is from RefSeq and is a predicted model, not a curated record. Lineage: Eukaryota; Fungi; Ascomycota; Dothideomycetes; Pleosporales; Leptosphaeriaceae.
AUGGUGAAGCAGUCAAGUGAGUCAACAAAACCUACCAGUGAAUAUCGAACACAAAGCUAUCCGAUCACAUCGGUAAUGAGUGCUGUGCCUUCAGUUACAGUGCAACAGCUGACCCCACGUUCGCUCUCUCUUUUCACUGCUACGUGA